AUGCAAGGGACGUGGCAAUCAAACGAGAGAAAUCCCUCUAUCGGCGCUGAAAAGAUUGCAGCGGGGUGCUUCCAAGUCUCAAUCUCUCUGGUCGUGGUAUCAAAAUGGUCCGGCAAGAAAAUGAAAAUCUGCGCGACUAUCCCAGCAAGCUUCAUCAAGAUUCAAGAGGACUUGAACUGCCCUGGUUUCAUCAGAUGGCUCAACCCCUCGCGGAUAGACACGAUCGUUAAAGACAUGACUAUUGUAUUUUCCGAUUCUACUGAAUCCUCCCCGCUGGAGCCCGGUUGCGACACGCUGAACACGGACGACAACGAUUCCUCGAUCCAUAUUGAUAUCGGGCAACUUGGAGCUGUUAUGUAUGAGGCUACCACUGGUGACAAGUCGUACUCUGACUUGUUCAAAGAUCAACCUCAGGUCCCGCUUAGAGCGGUCUGGUCCUAA
Messenger RNA from Cladophialophora bantiana CBS 173.52, 441 nucleotides. RefSeq lists its product as uncharacterized. Bases 1 to 441 code for a protein of 146 amino acids. The record is from RefSeq and is a predicted model, not a curated record. The transcript has a single exon. Lineage: Eukaryota; Fungi; Ascomycota; Eurotiomycetes; Chaetothyriales; Herpotrichiellaceae.